This is a messenger RNA of Symbiodinium sp. CCMP2592, 4191 nucleotides long. The record is from the annotation of a GenBank genome assembly. NCBI's taxonomy places the organism in Eukaryota, Dinophyceae, Suessiales, Symbiodiniaceae.
AUGGUUCAGGAGAUAAACAAAUUAGGCUUCCCAGUGAAGAAUGUUCACUCCGACCAGGGCCGGGAAUUCUUGAGCGACAGCUUGAGGCUGUGGCUGUCUCAAAUGGGAGUGCGCGUCACCAUGAGCGAAGCUCAUGAUAAAAAGGCCAACGGCCUGGCAGAACGCAUAGUAGGGUGGAGUAAGCAGAGAGCCCGUUGCCUGCUGAACAGUGCCGAGCUCGAGCCAAGCUUCUGGCCCUACGCUAUGGCUCAUGCCGCCGCCUCACACCAGGCCUCCCUUAUAGGAGACACUCCGCUUCCCCACUUUGGGAAAAAGAUAGUGUUCAAAAGGCCGAUGCUGCCUGGCAACUUUAAGCCCUGGGACCACUGGUCCGAAGGUCGAUACCUCUCCCCGUCCAUCCUUGUGCCGGGAGGACACUCAAUCCUCAGACCGGAUGGCAACACCACGGUUGUGAAGAAUUUCAGGGAUGAUUUGGUUGACCCUGAGGCCUUGGUAAGACAGCGGCAUGAGGAGCUAAAGGAGGCAGCGGAGGUAGCCGCGGAUGCGUCCCUUUCGGAAGGAGGCCAGGAGGAGUUGUUUCCGGAACUCUUUGGCCCCGAUGGCCGGGAGCCCACGGGAUCAUCAAAGGAGGUGAUAGGAGCAGGUGUAGGGGCGAUAGAUCCUGGACCCGCAGAUUCCGAACUUCCUCCACCUAGCCGCCUAAAGGGAAAGGGUCCAAGGUUGAGGCCAAGGCCACGCCUUGCUGCUCUCCGGGAGCAGGAAUUAGAAGAAGAUGAGGAUGAAGAAAGUGAGGAGGAGAGCGAAGAACCGGAUGAGGUGACGGAUGUAGAGGCCAACACCAUAUCUGAAGGCCAGAUCUCAUCCUUGGGAUCCUCCUCCUCGUCCGGGCAACAGUUUCCCCGCAACUUGGGAUCCAUCCAGGAUCCGGUGAUCAUCCGCGCCCUUGUGAGGCUCAGUCUUGAGUCCAGAGCUCAGGGCCUCUAUGACUUGGGAGUCCACGAGGUAGGCGAUCUGAACUAUGUCUUCAGAACAGACCUUGUUGAGGAAGGCUGGACCGAUCACGAGGCUACUGUGUUCCUCCAUGAAUGCCCGUGCUCGCAGGGAAGCAAGGGAAAGGGCGGAAGCCCUCCGCGUGCAACCACGUGCACAGGCUCAGAUGCAGGAGCCACUGCGGGCUCAACGGAGCCUUCCGAGCCCCGUCACAACCCUCGCAUCACCCGUCCUAUUCUGGACCAGCUUCCGGCGAGAUUCUAUGAUGAAGUGAUCGUCAAUCAGCCCAUCUCCAGAGACCUCCUCUCCCGCGUAGAGGAGGAAGCACAUGAUGCCGACCUAACGAUGGAACCGAAUGAUGAGGAGUAUGCCCAAAAUGUGUUCCAGACCACCAGGUUUAGGAAAGAUAGCUUUGGGUUAGUGCCUCUUGAGCAAGAGCCCGCCCUGGAAGUUUCUUCUGAAGAGCUCGCGUCAGCUCUGCUGGAGCUCGGACCAGGGAUCUCAACACAGGGAGUCGAGCAGAUGGCGCGACGGCUUCCUUAUGAGAGUCCUCACCCUGCCCUGGCUGGGGAUCAGACGUCAGGCGAAGAGGGCCGGGCAUUCUACUGUGGUGCCAUGUGCAGAGGAGGAAUCUCCUCCUUGAGAAGGUCCUGUGCGGAGAACCCGCUUGCCAUCAAGUGCCUUACCAGGCUUCUCCGGAGAGCUUUUCCCCACAUGUGCUUUUCUUCAGUGGCAGUUCUAGAGGAGGUGAUGGCACCCCCACACCGGGACUGCAGAAAUGAGGCAACUCCAAACUUGAUAUUGCCUUUGACCAGGUUUGAAGGUGGUGCAGUGUGGAAGGAAAAUGAGUUCGGAAAUGUUUUGAGGGAUGUCAAGGGCAAGCCCACCGCGGGCAGACUGCUUGAUGUUGCAACGGGACCCCAGACCCUCCAGGCCCAGUCGAAGUUCCACCUCACCGAGCCGUGGGCAGGCAGAAGGGUGAUCCUGGUUGGGUAUACGGUCUCUAGGAUAGAGUUCCUUAGUGAGGACCAAAGGAGCAAGCUCCGGGAAUUGGGUUUCGUGUUGCCGGGGGAUCUCACUGCCGGAGAAGAGGGAAAUAGAGAAAGGGAGGACUGGGAGCGUGCCACUCAAGGUGAGUUCUUUCGAGGAGGGUACGUCAUUGAUGAAGCCACUCAGACAAUGUUCAGGGCCAAUGAAAGUCAUGAGAGAUUGGCUGUUGCAGCAGUGACCAGUGGGGUCAUUCAGAGUGGGAUUCACAAUGGAGAUAUGAUUCUCCGAGAGUACCUCGGCGAUCCGAGAGAUCACGGCCCUUCCGAGCCGGAUGAACCGAUCCCUGUGGUAGAGCUGCUGGGGCAUGAGGAUCCGGAGGUAAACAAAAUAGAGGUUUACACUAAGGAUGUAGAGGCUAAGCUUGAAGCACUCGGGGAUAGCUCGCUGGAAACCACCUACACUGUUUCUCCAGCCGAAGCCCGGAAGCAUGCUGAGCGUUGGAGAGCCGCGCUGCUUGAAGAGCUCAAGUGCCUUGAGGAAAAGGGAGCCAUCAUCCGGAGAAAGGGAGCCGAGGCCCAGAAGCUCCUUUCGGACCCCGAGGCCGUCACUCUGCACUCCAAGGGAGUGUAUACGAUUAAGCCCGGCAAAUACCGGCCGGAUGGGCCGAAGCAGGCUUUCAGAAGAAAGGCGAGGAUCGUAGCGCGCGGGAAUGAGUCCCGAUACACCGACACCGGCGACGUCUAUGCUGCAGGCGUGGCAGGCGACGUCCUGCGCGCUGCACUCCUGAAGGGAGCCAGUAGGCGGUGGAAAGCGUUCGGCACUGACGUGCAUACCGCCUUCCUGCUAGCGCCGUUAGGUACCACCCGCAGGUACCUGUUGCAGCCACCGGCAAUCCUCAAGGCGUUGAAUCUCAUCUCCGAUGGGGAGAUAUGGGAAAUAAACCGCGCCAUAUAUGGCUUGAGGGAGAGUCCGAGGUGGUGGACAGACUACAGAAAUGCCGCGCUCACCGGCCUCACCUUCCAGCUGCGCAAUGCCGAGACUGGCAACCUUGAGCCUCACCGCUUGGAACAGGGUAGCACUGAAGGGAAUGUCUUUAAGAUAAGGGGUCCCAAUGGUGAGCUGAAAGGGCUUUUGGUGUGCUACGUUGAUGACUUCCUCAUCCUGUCGAGCGAUUCUGUGGCGAAAGCCCUCUACGAGGCAAUGUGCACCCAGCUGAACUGGGAGUUGGAUCCCCUCCAGGAGGCCACCCGACAGAACCCCCUUAAGUUCUUAGGUGUGGGGAUAAGUCCUUUGGAAAAUGAGCCCGAGUUCGCGCUUGACCAGAGGUCUUACAUAGACGAGCUCCUCGCCAAGAAUGGGUUCCAGGGCAGAGGCAGUAACAUCCCCUGCCCAAAGGAGUUGCUGUCAGAUGAUGACUUGGAAGAUCCUGAGGACGUAAGUUACCCAACGUCCCUAAGGGAGGCGCAGCGCCUCACCGGCGAGCUCCUGUGGCUAGCUCAGAAGAGUCGUCCUGACGUCUCUUUUGUGGUGCAAUACAUGGCAUCGCACACCAUAGGCCGCCCGCGACAUGUGUGCGACGUCGCACAAAGAGUGUUCAGAUACCUCUCCCUGACAAGGGACAGGCAUCUCCGCUUGAUGCCAAAGGCCGAAAGGGGGUUGGAAGUUUUCACUGACGCUUCCUUCGCGCCGACCGGAAAACACAGUCAGGGAGGGAUCCUGAUCAAGUAUAUGGGAUCGACGAUCCAAUGGAAGGCGUCAAAACUUCCGCUGAUUGCGAUUUCGUCAGCAGAAGCAGAACUGCAGGCGCUAAGUGAGGGUGCCAUCUACGGACAGUCGUUGCAAGCUGUCCUGCGGGACAUCACCGAUGAGCCCCCUCCCCUCGCGCUGCUGUGCGAUUCCACUUCCGCGAUAGCCGUGGCCGAGGGAGGUGACUUCGUCUACUCCGUCCUCCUCAGAUCAGCCGAUCAAGCGAAGGGGGAGACCAACCUCCCAGCCUCCGAGCGCCCAAGGGCAGUCUACCGCGACUUCAUCUACUACAACCACGUGUUGAUGCCACCCACAGGUGUCAACCCUGGAGCAGUGAUGACUACCAUGCAAAGAGGCGGAGUCGUCCACCUCUUCAACGAUUGCGGGACCCUCGGAACACCGGGGUACAGGCAGGAGCGUACCUUCUGCCGCCAGUGCCUAGCAAGGGCGAACCUUCGCCGCUAG